CGACAAGAAAAUAGAGAUGGCUGCUGCCGAGGGCCCGGCGGAUUUUCGACUGGAGUACAUCGGGCUCUUCGUUCAGAAAUCGCUGAAGCUGAAGCCGGAGAAAUGGAGCAGAUUGCUGCUCACCGAAGAAUACAGGAACGCCGUGCUGGAUUUCCUUGAUAAUCCUCUGCCAGCUGCGCUCUUGGUCGCGCUCACGCCCAACGCUCAAUUGGUCGCGUCUUCUUCCUUUCCCAUACCGUGCCAAAGAACCAAAGGUAUCUACGCGGUGAAGGUGAAGCAGACGGCAUUGUCUAAAGAGAAGGACGCCUGUUCCUCCGAGCUGAUUUUGGGAGACUUGUCAUCCCGAGUCGUCGACCAGUUAGCCACUCUGGUGGACAACGUCUUCGCUCCUCUUCUCACCAAAUCGGAAAAUCAUAAGGAUCUGCCUGACGUCGCUAUCCAGGAUAUCUCUAGACACGUUCAUUCUCUUCGCGGUACUCUGUACCAAGUGAAAGGUCAAGUGAACGGGAGAACGGUACUCCCGAUGCCAGCUGGAUUAGAAAAGGUGUCAGAGGUGGAGAAGCUGGUGCGCGCCGAGGGCGCACAGGCCGCCGACCUGUACUUGAAAAGUGCCAUCGAAGGAGUCGUGAUAAAAUGGGCCUAUUUGGUGAACGACGUCGUCACCCAGGAUUCCGGCGCAGCUUUCGAAAACAAUCAGAAUCCUACGCCUGACGUAGAGCUCGAGUACUGGUCCACCAGACUAGCCAAUUUAAGAUAUAUUUAUGAUCAACUGCAAGAGGAUCGCGUGAAGAAAAUGUCGAGCAUUCUCGAGCGAACGGACAGCGCGUACUUUCCCUGUUUCCGGAAUCUGUUCGCGAACGUGGUCUCUUCGAUGGCCGAAGCGAAAGAGGUGUCUCUGUAUCUAUCCCCGUUGGCCAAGUGCUUCAAAGCGGUCGAGGAGCUCGAUUUCUCCGAGGCUAAGCCGUUAAUGGCCACGCUGGUACACUCGGUCGGAUUAGCCUGGUCGAGAUCCAGCUACUAUCAGACCUCGUCCAAGGUUAUCACCAUGCUUCGACAGAUUUGCAACCUGUUGAUACAAGAGGCUCGCCGAUUCCUCGACCCCAGUUCAAUUUUCCAGAGCGACGUCGACGAGGCUCUGCAACGGGUCCAGAUAUCGCGAGGCGUUCUUGAGGAAUUCAAACGGCAAUUCGAGUUGAGAAAAGACGCGCCAGGGAAGCCCGACGCUCCGCCGUGGAACUUUAAUUCCAGCGCCGUUUUCACUCGACUGGACUUAUUCCUGAAGCGGCUGGUCGACAUAGAAUGUUUGUUCAACACAGUGAUGGAGUUCUCCAAGCUGGAGAAGAUCGAGAUCGGUGGGAUUCUGGGACGAUCCCUCAGCAUCAGGAUCGUGAACGUCUACAAAGAGUUCCAGCAUCUGUUCGUAUCUUUCACUGUGCGGGCGAACGAUGCCCUCGAGCCUGACGACGAAUCCUUCGCUCUAGAUUGCGCGAGGUUCAACGAAUCGAUCACCGAACUCGAUAGCAAGUUGGCAGCUAUCCUCUGUCAAGCUUUCGACGACUGUGGAAAUCUUGAGAGCGUCUUCAAGUUGAUAAACAUCGCGGGGACGGUGUUGGACAGACCGGUGAUAAGCAAAGAGUUCACGAACAGAUAUACUAGAAUCCUGGAUCUGUUGAACAUCGAAUUGACGGUGGUCGAAGUACUUUUUCAUCGCGGUACCAGAGGCGCGUUAAUCGAUCUCCCGCCUCUGGCAGCAGCCCUGACGUUCACCAGCAUGCUGAGGCAACGUGUCGACCUGCCUGUUCAAUCCUUCAAAAAUUUACAACAUCCAAUUGUGAACAGCGAGGAGGGCAAGAACAUAGAGAACCGUUACGAGAGGCUCGUCAAGAUUUUCAGCGACAAAGAAAAAGAAUUAUUCACGGAAUGGGCACAAACAGUUCCGAAUACCGUCGACGUUGGACUAAAUCGCAAUAUUCUAGCUCGCGAAAAGGAUUCGACAUUAUUAUUAAACUUUGACCCCGAACUUCUGGGUGUUCUCAGGGAGGUGAACUACUUGAAGCAAAUGUCGCGGUCCGACAUCCCCGAAGAGGCGAUAAAGGUAUCAGAGAACGUGGAGAUGUUCCGGAAGUAUCGAACAUUGCUCGCGGCCACGGUCAGAUCGUACAACAACGUCUGCAAGCUGACCAAACGAGUCGAGUUCCAGUUGAUCGCGAACGAAGUGAGCAAGAUCGAUUCCCUUGUCUCUCGAGGCGAGACGGAGCUGUGCUGGAAGUCAGACGGACUUCUGGAAUAUAUCUCGGAGCUGGGCGAGCUCGUGGAGGGUCUGUGGAGCCGGAUCAAAGCGGCACAGAUGAACGUCGAGAAGGUGAAGGCGAUUCUGAAUACUUGGACGAGGACGCCGUUGAUCGAGAGGAAAGACCGUCGGAAAGACGCGUUAUUGUCGUUCGACGAACGUCCGGAGAAAGUGUCGAGACGGUACGAAGAAGUCGAGAGGGCAGCCGAGCAGAUUCACUGGUUGUUAAAAGAAAACGAAUCGCUUUUUCGAGUCGUGGACGAGACGGAGGAAGCCUGGCGGAGGUACGUGGUCUACGUCGACGUCAUCGUGAUGGAAUCUCUUCGAAAGGCCGUAGGAUGCUCGUUAGGAUACGUGGUAGACAAUAUGGAAUCGAACGAUCGGUCGGUACCGCUGUUGGAAGCAAAGUUAGAACUCAGAGAACCUGACCUCUACUACGUACCGUCUUUGGAACCCGAAGAUCCGGACAGUUUGGAUCAAUUGAUCCUAGGACUGUUGAACGAUAUCAUCGGAAUGGCUGCGCUGAUGCCAAGAUUGAAGAAAGAUUCCGUCGGGUAUGCCGAAGAGUUAGAAGAGGACGCGGACAUAAAAGGAAUGAAGGACGAGAUCAUGAGCAACGUUGGAACUGCGAUCGAAGAAGCCACGGAAUUCUGCAGCAACUUUGAAGGAUACGCGUAUCUCUGGCUGGACGACCGAGACAUGGUGAUGCAACAGUUCCUCGAGUACAGUCGACAAUUGACGAUCGAGGAAAUGGAGAUGGUGGCCGUGCAGGAUCCCAAGGGGCCGCCGCGGUCACCGCCGAAAAUGGAGCAAUUCCGCGAGCAAAUCGACCUUUACGAGGGCCUCUAUCUCGAGAUCGAGGAAAUGGAACCGUCGAAAGUGUUUUGCGGCUGGUUCAGGGUCGAUCUCAGACCCUUCAGACAGUCCGUGCUGAACAUGGUCUGCAAAUGGUCCAGCAUGUUCAAGCGGCAUCUCGUCGACCGCGUUACCACCAGCCUCUCCGAUUUAGGAACUUUCAUAAGACGAGCGGACGAGGGUUUGCUUCAGCCGGUUCAACCAGGCGACUACGCCCGCCUCGUCAGCGUGAUGGGCUAUCUAUUGCAAGUGAAAGAGAGACAGUCGACCACCGACGAGAUGUUCCAGCCAUUGGAGGAGACGAUCGAACUGCUGAAAUUUUAUGACCAGGACAUUCCCGAGGAAGUGAACGUUCUCCUUCAAGAACUGCCGGAGCAAUGGGCCAACACUAAGAAACUGGCGCUCAUGGUCAAGCAGCAGGUGGCCCCGUUGCAAGCAGGCGAGGUGUCGAGGAUCCGCGGACGGAUAGCCGCGUUCGAUACGACGAUCACGCAUUACAGAGAAGCUUUCCGACGAUACAACUUCUUCAAAUACGAUUGCCAGAAUCCUUACGAGUUACUAGACGAAGCUCACAGAGAGAUCCUGAUGCUGGAACGUCAGAUGAAGGACAUCCAAGAAUCAGCCUCGCUGUUCGAGGUGAUGGUACCAGAGUUCAAGAUAUUGAAGCAAUGUAGAAAGGAGUUGAAGAUGCUGAAGCAGCUCUGGGAUUACGUGAACAUCGUCAGGAGCAGUAUCGAAGGGUGGAAGACCACACCGUGGAGGAAGAUUGACGUGGAGAACAUGGACAUCGAGUGCAAGAAGUUUGCUAAGGAGAUACGAGCGCUGGACAAGGAAAUGAGGUCGUGGGACGCUUACGUGUCGCUAGAAGCGACCGUGAAAAACAUGCUGACGUCUCUGAGAGCUGUGGCGGAGCUACAGAACCCUGCGAUCAGGGAAAGACACUGGAGGCAGUUGAUGAACAGCACCAAGAAACUGGGCGACAUGACUCCAGAAAUGACCGUACGAUUCGUCAUGGACGAUUCCACCACGCUGGCGGAUCUUUUGGAAUUGAAUCUCCACGAGUGCGAGGAGGAAGUGAAGAACAUCGUGGACAAAGCCGUGAAGGAGAUGUCGAUGGAAAAAUAUAUGAGAGAGCUGAACGUUACGUGGUCGAAAAUGGAGUUCGAGAAAGAGAUUCACGGUAGGACCGGCGCUACAUUGAUAAGAGCCAGUGAAGAAUUGAUAGAGACUUUGGAAGAAAACCAGGUUCAAUUGCAAAAUCUGAUCACCUCGAAAUUCAUCGCGCACUUCCUCGAGGAGGUGUCCAGCUGGCAACGAAAGCUGAGCAUCGCGGAUCAAGUGACCACGAUCUGGUUCGAGGUGCAACGCACCUGGAUGCACUUGGAGAGCAUCUUCACGUCCUCGGAGGACAUACGAAAACAGCUGCCAGUAGACGCGGAAAGGUUCGACCGGAUCGAUAAGCAGUUCAAAGAGAUGACCGAGGAACUAGCUAAGACCCCGAACGUCAUUGAAGCUACGAACAAAGACGGCCUGGUAUCUAUUCUCGACGUCCUACAGAAAGAGCUGGUGCUUUGCGAGAAAGCGUUGGCCGAGUAUUUGGAAACUAAACGUCUCGCGUUCCCGAGAUUCUAUUUCGUUUCCUCUAGCGAUUUGCUAGACAUUCUGUCGAAUGGGAAUCAACCAGAAGCUGUGGCCAAGCAUCUCACGAAACUGUUCGAUUCUAUGGCACGGUUGAAGUUCGACGACACUCCUGGCUCGUCGAAACGCGUAUUCGGUAUGUUCGCCAAGGACGGAGAGUACGUGGAAUUCGCGAACUGCGAGAUGACCUGCGAGGGACCAGUGGAAGCAUGGUUGAAUCGAUUGCAAAGGUCUAUGAAGACCACUAUUAGGCACUAUUUCAGCGAGGCUGUGACUGGAUACGAGGAGAAGCCACGAGAACAAUGGCUGUUCGACUACCCUGCCCAAGUCUCCCUCUGCGGCACGCAGAUCUGGUGGACCACCGAGGUGAACAUCGCGUUCGCCAGAUUAGAAGAAGGCUACGACAACUCCUUGAAGGAUUAUCUGAAGAAGCAGAUAUCUCAGUUGAGCAUACUGAUCACGCUGCUGAUCGGCGAGCUGACCAAACAGGAGAGGCAGAAGGUGAUGACUAUCUGCACGAUCGACGUUCACUCGCGAGACGUCGUGGCCAAGCUGGUCCAGUCGAAAGUGGAGACGUCGCAGGCGUUCCAAUGGCAAAGUCAACUGCGCCACCGGUGGGACGAGAAGGAGAAGGAUUGCUUCGCUAAUAUUUGCGACGCUCAGUUCAAAUACUCUCACGAAUACCUCGGAAAUACUCCCAGAUUAGUCAUAACGCCCCUGACGGACAGGUGUUACAUAACUCUGACUCAGUCCCUUCAUCUGAUCAUGGGAGGUGGUCCCGCCGGACCGGCCGGCACCGGGAAGACGGAAACGACCAAAGAUCUGGGCAGAGCUUUAGGGAUAAUGGUGUACGUGUUCAACUGUUCCGAGCAGAUGGACUACAAAUCCUGCGGCAACAUAUUCAAAGGAUUGGCCCAGACCGGCGCCUGGGGCUGUUUCGACGAGUUCAACAGAAUCACCGUCGAGGUACUGUCCGUGGUCGCCGUGCAAGUGAAAUCGAUUCAAGACGCCAUUCGAGACAAGAAGGAGAAGUUCAACUUCAUGGGCGAGAUCAUCGGUCUAGAGACCACUGUCGGUAUCUUCAUUACCAUGAAUCCUGGUUAUGCGGGACGCACGGAGCUUCCGGAGAAUCUGAAAGCCCUGUUCCGGCCCUGCGCGAUGGUCGUUCCCGACUUCGAGCUGAUUUGCGAGAUCAUGCUCGUGGCCGAGGGAUUCCAAGAUGCUAGAAUCUUGGCUAGGAAGUUCAUCACGUUGUACACCUUGUGUAAGGAACUGCUGUCGAAGCAGGAUCAUUACGACUGGGGUUUGCGCGCGAUAAAGUCGGUACUGGUGGUAGCUGGGAGCCUGAAGAGAGGCGAUCCCGGCAGACCGGAAGAGCAAGUGCUGAUGAGAGCUUUGCGUGACUUUAACAUCCCCAAAGUGAUCUCCGACGAUCUUCCUGUCUUCAUGGGUCUGAUAGCAGAUCUGUUUCCCGCGCUGGACGUUCCCCGAAAACGGGACGUCGAGUUCGAGAAGAUGGUGAAACAGGCAGCAGCCGAUCUGCUGCUGCAACCGGAGGACGGGUUCAUUCUCAAAGUCGUCCAACUGGAGGAAUUACUGGAAGUGAGACACUCGGUUUUCAUCGUCGGUAUCGCCGGGUCUGGCAAGACGCAAGUCUGGAAGACUCUCUUCAGAACGUAUCAGAACAUGAAGAGAAAACCUGUUUACAACGAUCUCAAUCCGAAAGCUGUGACCAACGACGAACUGUUCGGGAUAAUUAAUCCAGCGACUAGAGAGUGGAAGGAUGGUUUGUUCUCGGUGAUCAUGAGGGAACAAGCUAACUUGGGCGGUGAGAAUCCAAAAUGGAUCGUCUUGGACGGUGACAUUGACCCGAUGUGGAUAGAAUCGUUGAACACUGUCAUGGACGAUAAUAAAGUUCUGACUUUGGCUAGCAACGAGAGGAUAGCUUUGACGCCCGUCAUGAGAUUACUCUUCGAAAUCUCGAAUUUGAGAACCGCGACUCCGGCCACGGUUUCCCGAGCAGGUAUCCUGUACAUAAAUCCUCAGGACCUGGGCUGGAAUCCUUACGUCACCAGCUGGGUGGAGAGGAGAACGUCUCCCAUCGAGAAAUCCAAUUUAGUCAUGCUCUUCGACAAAUAUAUUCCAGCGUGUCUGGAGACGCUGAGGAGCAGGUUCAAAAAAAUAACACCGAUCGCCGAUAUGGCGCACGUGGAGAUGCUCUGUCAUCUUCUGCACUGUCUAUUGAAGCUCGAAUUGACGGCAACUGACUUCUUGAAGGAACACUACGAGCUGUACUUCGUAUUUGCAGCUGUGUGGGCUUUCGGUUCCUCAAUGUUUCAAGAUCAAAUGGUCGAUUAUAGAGUGGAGUUCAGCAAGUGGUGGACCAAUGAAUUCAAGCAGAUCCGGUUUCCAUCCCAAGGCACUGUGUUUGAUUACUACAUCGAUCCCGAGACGAAGAGCUUCGCUCCUUGGACAGAACGUCUACCGAAGUUCGAAUUGGAUCCUGAGAUGCCUCUGCAAGCUGUUUUGGUCUACACCGCGGAGUCCAUUAGAAUCAAAUACUUCCUGGACUUGCUGAUGGCUGAGAAACAUCCGGUGAUGUUGGUCGGGACAGCAGGAUCCGGGAAAACUGUCCUCGUCGCGGAGAAACUGUUACAACUGCCCGAGAAUUAUGCGGUGGCCAAUGUCCCGUUCAAUUUUUACACUUCCUCCGAGAUGCUUCAGAAGAUCUUAGAGAAACCUUUGGAGAAGAAAGCCGGAAGGAAUUACGGGCCACCGGGUAAUAAAACUUUGGUGUACUUCGUCGACGACAUGAACAUGCCGGAAGUGGACGCUUACGGAACCGUUCAACCGCACACUUUAAUUCGUCAGCAUUUGGAUUACGGCCAUUGGUACGACAGGACCAAACUGACGUUAAAGGACAUCCACAAUUGCCAAUACGUCAGUUGCAUGAAUCCUACGGCGGGCUCUUUCACUAUCAACCCACGAUUACAGAGACAUUUCUCUGUGUUCGCCGUCAGUUUUCCUAACAUUGAAUCACUGACGACUAUCUACGCGUCUAUUCUGAGUCAACACUUGUCGAACAUCGAACACAGAUUCCCUCCUAGCGUCACUGAUCUGUGUAACAACAUUGUCCAAGCAUCGAUUCAACUGCACCAUCGCUGCGCUCAAAUGUUCCUUCCCACGGCAGUCAAGUUCCACUACAUCUUCAACCUCCGCGACUUGUCCAACUGUUUCCAGGGUUUGUUAUUCAGCGGGAACGAAUGUCUACAAUCUUCUGUGGAUCUGAUCAGACUCUGGCUCCACGAGACGCAUCGCGUUUACGGGGACAAGUUGACAGAUGAGAAAGAUAUAGAAAGUUUCUCAAAAUUGCAGUUGGACAUCUUGAAGAAGAACGUGGAGGAAGUCGACGAGGGAGCCAUCUUAGAGAAGCCUAACAUUUAUUGCCAUUUCGCAGGCGGAGUGGGAGAGCCAAAGUAUAUGCCGGUUAAGGACUGGGCGACUUUACACCGAUUGCUGUCGGAGGCGAUGGUCAGCUACAACGACCUUGUGGCAGCGAUGAAUCUGGUGUUGUUCGAGGACGCGAUGAUGCACGUGUGCAGGAUAAACAGGAUCCUGGAGUCGCCCAGAGGCAGCGCGCUGCUCGUCGGCGUGGGUGGCUCCGGCAAGCAAAGCUUAUCGCGAUUGGCCGCGUUCAUAAGCACGCUGGAGGUGUUCCAGAUCCAACUGAAGAAGGGUUACGGUAUCGCGGACUUGAAGUUGGAGCUGGCCGCGUUGUACACCAAGUCCGGACUGAAAAAUCUGGGCAUCGUGUUCCUGAUGACCGACGCCCAAGUGGCCAAUGAACAGUUCCUCGUUCUGAUCAACGACAUGCUCGCUUCUGGCGAGGUUCCAGAUUUAUUUGCCGAGGACGAGGUGGAGAACAUAAUAGCAGGGGUUCGAAACGAGGUAAAGGGCGCCGGGAUGCUAGACACCCGAGAGAACUGUUGGAAGUUCUUCAUCGACCGGGUGCGCCGUCAGCUGAGGAUAGUGCUUUGCUUUUCCCCUGUAGGAUCCACUCUAAGGGUGCGCUCGAGGAAAUUCCCGGCGAUAAUAAAUUGCACGUCGAUAAACUGGUUUCACGAAUGGCCGCAGGAAGCCUUGAUGUCCGUGUCGAAAAGGUUCUUGCAGGAGUUGGACGAACUUCCGGAAAGUUACAGGGAAUCGGCGGCGAGGUUCAUGGCCCACGCGCACACGAGCGUGAACGCAGCUAGCAGACAUUACUUGGCCAGCGAGCGGCGAUACAAUUACACCACGCCGAAGUCGUUCCUCGAGCAGAUCAGUCUGUACACUAGAUUGUUGAAGUCGAAGGCGAGCGAGCUUCGAGGCAGAGUAGCGAGGCUGGAGAACGGACUGGAGAAGCUUCGCUCGACAGCGGUACAGGUAGACAAACUGAAGGAGAAGCUCGCCGUUCAGGAAGUGGAAUUACAGCAGAAGAACGAGGCCGCGGAUGCUCUGAUCGCUAUCGUUGGCAUCGAGACAGACAAAGUGCAGAAGGAAAAGGCGAUCGCCGACGAGGAGGAGUCGAAGGUCGCCAUAAUAGCUGAGGAAGUAUCGAAAAAGCAGAAGGACUGCGAGGCGGACUUGAUGAAGGCAGAGCCGGCGUUGUUAGCCGCUCAAGAGGCUCUGAACACACUGAACAAGGCGAACCUCACGGAACUGAAGUCGUUCGGUUCGCCACCGGGGGUUGUAACGAACGUCACGGCCGCAGUUAUGGUCCUCUUGGCCCCGGGAGGCAGAAUACCGAAGGACAGAAGCUGGAAAGCUGCCAAGAUCACGAUGGCGAAGGUCGACACUUUCCUGGAUGCGUUGAUCAACUACGACAAGGAGAACAUCCAUCCGGAGGUGAUCAAAGCGAUUCAACCGUAUUUGAAGGACUCGGAAUUCGAGCCGGAAUUCGUCAGAUCCAAGUCCGCCGCCGCGGCCGGUCUCUGCGCCUGGGUCAUCAACAUAAUCAAAUUCUACUGCGUGUUCUGCGACGUCGAACCGAAACGCAAAGCCCUGGCUCAAGCAAACGCGGAGCUGGCCGCCGCCCAGGAGAAGUUGAGCGGGAUCAAACGCAAAGUUGCCUCGCUGGAGGAACAAUUGGCGAAGUUGACGGCGGAUUUCGAGCAGGCGACCGCGGAGAAGCUCAAGUGUCAACAAGAGGCCGACGCCACGAACGCCACGAUUGCUCUCGCGAAUAGACUGGUCGGCGGUCUCGCGUCGGAGAACGUGCGUUGGGCAGACUCGGUCGCGAGUUUCAUGCAACAAGCGUCGACGUUGCCGGGGGACGUGCUCCUGGUCACGGCGUUUAUUUCCUACGUCGGGUGCUUCACGAAGCAAUUUCGGCAGGAUCUGCUGCAUAAGCAGUGGCUGCCGUUUUUGCGCGGCUUAGAGCCGACGGUUCCGAUCACGGAGGGGUUGGACCCCUUGUCGUUGCUAACGGACGACACUCAGAUAGCCAAAUGGAACAACGAAGGACUGCCGAACGAUCGGAUGUCGACGGAGAACGCGACCAUUCUGACGAAUUCGGACCGAUGGCCUCUAAUGAUCGACCCUCAGCUUCAGGGUAUCAAAUGGAUCAAACAGAAAUACGGGGAGGAGCUUCGCGUGAUUAGGCUAGGCCAGAAGGGUUACUUAGACGUGAUAGAGCAGUGUCUGGCGACCGGGUCGACCGUCCUCGUCGAGAACAUCGGCGAGACCGUGGACCCGGUGCUGGAUCCGCUCCUGGGCAGAAACUUGAUUAAGAAGGGUCGGGCGAUUAAGAUCGGCGACAAGGAGGUCGAAUACGAUCCGCUGUUCAGAUUAUUGUUGCACACGAAGCUGGCUAAUCCCCAUUACAAGCCCGAGAUGCAGGCACAAACUACUCUAAUUAAUUUCACGGUAACGAGGGAUGGUCUGGAGGAUCAAUUACUCGCCGAGGUAGUGAAAGCCGAGCGACCGGAUCUCGAAGAGCUCAAGGCUGAGCUAACCAGACAGCAAAACGAUUUCAAGAUUACGCUCAACAGUUUGGAAGACUCGCUCUUAUCCAGAUUGUCGUCGGCGGGUAGCAACGUUCUCGGGGACACUUCGUUAGUAGAAAACUUGGAGACGACAAAAAGAACCGCUGCAGAAAUCGAAUCGAAGGUGACGGAAGCUCGUGGGACUAGUAGAGAGAUCGACGCAGCGAGGGAACUAUAUCGACCAGCCGCGGCCAGGGCUUCUCUGAUCUACUUCAUCCUGAACGAUCUGAACACGAUCAAUCCGAUCUAUCAGUUCUCUCUGAAAGCUUUCAGCGUCGUGUUCCAGAAAGCCAUCUCGAAAGCGGACCCGGCGCCGGACGUGUCCGGUCGCGUGAAGAAUCUGAUCGAGUGCAUCACCUACUCCGUGUUCAUGUACACGAGCAGAGGGCUGUUCGAGUGCGACAAGCUGAUAUUCGCCUCGCAAAUGGCGUUUCAAAUAUUGCUGGCGAGGAACGAGGUCACGCCCGGCGAGCUGGACUUCCUCUUGCGAUUCCCUGUCACCCCGCACGUCACCUCCCCCGUCGACUUCCUUACGAACACCAGCUGGGGUGGAAUCAGAAGCCUCGCCAGCAGGGAGGAGUUCCGCAAUUUGGACAGAGAUAUAGAGACUUCGGCGAAGAGAUGGAAGAAGCUCGUGGAGUGCGAGUGCCCGGAACGGGAGAAAUUCCCGCAGGAAUGGAAAAACAAGACGACCAUUCAGCGUCUCUGCAUGCUGAGAGCGCUGCGACCCGACAGAAUGACCUACGCGAUUGCCGCAUUUAUCGAGGAGAAGCUCGGCCCGAGGUACAUCGAGGGAAGAACCGUAGAGUUUGCGAAAUCCUUCGAGGAGACCAGCCCCUCCACGCCAAUCUUUUUCAUCCUAUCUCCCGGAGUGAACCCUCUGAAGGACGUGGAAGACUUGGGUCGUCGUUUAGGCUACUCGCUGGACGAUCAAAACUUCCACAACGUGUCCUUAGGCCAGGGACAAGAGACCGUCGCGGAGCAAGCGAUGGACGUGGCUGCGAAGAACGGACACUGGGUAGUGUUGCAAAACAUUCAUCUCGUGAAAAAGUGGCUACCACUAUUGGAAAAGAAACUGGAAAUAGCAGCGGAAGGCUCGCAUCCCGCUUACCGAGUGUUCAUGAGCGCCGAACCAGCCAGCACGCCAGCGGGUCACAUAAUUCCUCAAGGAAUUCUGGAGUCGUCGAUCAAGAUUACGAACGAACCACCGACGGGGAUGCAAGCGAAUCUGCACAAAGCUCUUGACAAUUUCACCCAAGAGACGCUGGAGAUGUGCAGUAAGGAGGCGGAGUUCAAGGCCAUCCUAUUUUCCCUUUGUUACUUCCACGCGGUGGUCGCGGAGAGACGGAAAUUCGGUCCUCAGGGCUGGAAUAAAAUUUAUCCAUUCAACGUCGGGGACCUGCACAUCAGCGUCAGCGUGCUCUACAAUUAUUUAGAGGCGACGUCCAAGGUGCCUUGGGAGGAUUUGAGGUACUUGUUCGGCGAGAUUAUGUACGGCGGCCAUAUAACAGACGACUGGGACAGGAGACUGUGCGUCUCUUAUCUCGAGGAACUGAUGCAACCGGAAUUGGUCGACGGGGAACUUCAGUUAGCGCCGGGAUUCCCAGCGCCACCGAAUACAGAUCUGGUCGGCUAUCACGCGUACAUCGACGAGGCGAUGCCCCCAGAGUCGCCCUAUCUGUACGGUUUGCAUCCGAACGCUGAGAUCGGUUUUCUAACCAUGACUGCUGAGAAUUUAUUCAAAACGGUGUUCGAGAUGCAACCUAGGGACGCGGGAAGCUCCGGAGGGCAAACAGUUACCAGGGAAGAUAAGGUGAAACAAGUGCUGGACGAGAUAAUGGAGAAACUUCCGGAUGAGUUCAACAUGGCAGAGAUAAUGGGGAAAGUGGAGGAGAGGACGCCGUACGUGAUCGUCGCGUUCCAAGAGUGCGAGCGAAUGAACUACCUGACCACCGAGAUAAAGCGGUCGCUGCGCGAACUGGAUUUAGGUCUGAAGGGAGAGCUGACCAUUACCUCGGACAUGGAGGAUCUAGAGAACGCAUUGUUCCUCGACCAAGUGCCACCGGUCUGGGCCAGCAGGGCUUACCCUUCGUUACUGGGACUCGCGGCCUGGUUCGUCGAUCUCCUGCUGCGAAUCAGGGAGCUGGAAACUUGGUCGACCGAUUUUGUCUUGCCAUCUUCGGUCUGGCUGGCUGGCUUCUUCAAUCCGCAAUCCCUGCUCACGGCUAUCAUGCAGUCGACCGCCAGGAGGCAAGAACUCCCGCUCGAUAAAAUGUGCUUGCAGUGUGACGUAACGAAGAAGAACAAAGAGGAGUUCACGUCGGCUCCCAGAGACGGGGCGUACAUUCACGGGAUCUUUAUGGAAGGAGCCCGAUGGGAUGUCCAGACUGGAAUUAUAGUGGAUUCGAAGCCGAAGGAACUAUUCCCUGCGAUGCCAGUUAUUAACGUGAGGGCGAUCACGCAGGACAAACAGGAUUUACGAAACAUGUACGAGUGUCCAGUGUACAAGACGAGGACGCGAGGUCCUACGGGUUUGAUAAAAAGAAAAAUAGAACAGUCCGAGCGUGAAUCUCGGAGGACUCGAGUAACCGACAAACAGUUAAUAGACCGUGAGGCAGAAGCAGGGUCUCUGAGGGAUUGGAAGAAUUAUCUGUCAUUCCGCGAAACAGAAUCCUGCACCCUCCAUGGCUUUACAAGAGUGGAUCGAUACUCGAGAUACAAAAAACUUUCAAUUGUUUAUUGUCUAUAAUCAAAC
Ceratina calcarata is the source of this 13561-nucleotide messenger RNA. It is a transcript of the gene Dhc93AB, whose product is annotated as Dynein heavy chain at 93AB. Gene Ontology annotation, biological process: microtubule-based movement. NCBI's taxonomy places the organism in Eukaryota, Metazoa, Arthropoda, Insecta, Hymenoptera, Apidae. The coding region runs from base 17 to 13555 and encodes 4512 amino acids. The record is from RefSeq and is a predicted model, not a curated record. Gene Ontology annotation, molecular function: minus-end-directed microtubule motor activity; dynein intermediate chain binding; ATP binding. Gene Ontology annotation, cellular component: dynein complex. The transcript is spliced from 38 exons.